AUGAAGUACGUGCUGGUAUCAGGAGGUGUGAUCUCGGGCGUCGGCAAGGGCAUUAUCGCGUCCAGCACGGGCCUGCUGCUCAAGACCAUGGGCCUGACGGUGACGAGCAUCAAGAUCGACCCGUACAUGAACAUUGACGCGGGCACGAUGGCGCCGACGGAGCACGGCGAGGUGUACGUCACGGACGACGGCGGCGAGAUGGACCUGGACAUUGGGCACUACGAGCGCUACCUGCUGACGACGCUGACGCGCGACCACAACCUGACGACGGGCAAGAUCUACCAGCAGGUGAUUGAGCGCGAGCGGCGCGGCGACUACCUAGGCAAGACGGUGCAGGUGGUGCCGCACCUGACCAACGCGAUCCAGGACUGGAUCGAGCGCGUGGCGCAGAUCCCGGUCGACGAGUCGGGCCACAAGCCGGACGUGUGCGUGAUUGAGCUGGGCGGCACGGUGGGCGACAUUGAGAGCGCGCCGUUCAUCCACGCCAUGAGCCAGUUCCCGCGCCGCGUGGGCAAGGGCAACUUUAUGCAGAUCCACGUGUCGUACGUGCCGGUGAUCCCGCCGGGCCCCAACGGCGAGCAAAAGACCAAGCCCACGCAGCGCGCCGUCGGCGACGUGCGCAGCGCGGGCCUGCGGCCGGACCUGAUUGCGUGCCGCUGCGAGCGGCCGCUCGAGGACGCCGUGAUCCAGAAGAUUGCCAACAUGUGCCAGGUCGAGACCAAGCAGGUGCUGACCGUGCACAACGUGUCCAGCACGUACCACGUGCCGCUGCUGCUGCGCCAGCAGAAGCUGCGCGAGAGCGUCAGCGCGCUGCUGGAGCUGGACGGCGCGGGCGCGCCGGCGCCGGCCAAGGCGCUGGUGGACAACGGCGCCAGGAUGUGGCAGGAGUGGGUGUCGCGCACGCGCGCGCAGGACGGCGGCAACCUCGACACGGUGACUAUCUGCCUGGUGGGCAAGUACACGAACCUUGAGGACGCGUACAUUAGCGUGGGCAAGUCGCUCGAGCACGCGGCCAUGUACUGCAAGAAGAAGCUCCACCUCGUGUGGGUCGACUCGUCGAACCUCGAGGACACGGCGCUCGAGGAGCAGCCGGCCAAGUUCCACGAGGCCUGGCACGCCGUGUGCACGGCGGACGGCAUCCUGGUGCCGGGCGGGUUCGGCGUGCGCGGCACGGAGGGCAUGAUCAAGGCGACGACGUGGGCGCGCACCAAGAACGUGCCCUUCCUGGGCGUGUGCCUGGGCAUGCAGCUGGCCGUCAUUGAGUUUGCGCGCAACGUGUGCAACAUCCCCGGCGCGGGCAGCGAGGAGCUGCACCCGGGCUGCGAGAACCCCGUGAUUGUCUACAUGCCCGAGGUCGACCGCACGAAGCUGGGCGGCACCAUGCGGCUGGGCAAGCGCGAGUGUGUGUUCCAGCCCGGCACGGCGGGCUGGUCCAAGUUCCGCGCCUUGUACGGCGACGACGUGGGCUCGAUCCACGAGCGCCACCGGCACCGCUACGAGGUGUCGCCCGACAAGAUGGAGGCGAUUGAGAAGUCGGGCGAGUUUGUGUUUGUGGGCAAGGACGAGAAGGGCGAGCGCGUCGAGGUCAUUGAGAUCCGCAACCACCCCUUCUUUGUCGGUGUGCAGUUCCACCCAGAGUACCUCAGCCGCGUGCUGGCGCCGAGCAAGUCGUACCUGGGCUUCUUUGCCGCUGCGGCCGGCGUGCUCGACGAGGUCACGGCCUCGUCCAGCGGCAAGCCCUUUGUGGUGUCCAAGGACGUCGACGGUGUGUAA
This is a messenger RNA of Sporothrix brasiliensis 5110, 1773 nucleotides long. Its product is annotated as CTP synthase. Gene Ontology annotation, cellular component: cytoplasm; cytoophidium. The record is from RefSeq and is a predicted model, not a curated record. Lineage: Eukaryota; Fungi; Ascomycota; Sordariomycetes; Ophiostomatales; Ophiostomataceae. The transcript is spliced from 2 exons. Gene Ontology annotation, biological process: CTP biosynthetic process; pyrimidine nucleobase biosynthetic process. Gene Ontology annotation, molecular function: CTP synthase activity; identical protein binding. Bases 1 to 1773 code for a protein of 590 amino acids.